Messenger RNA from Ceratina calcarata, 2899 nucleotides. RefSeq names its product DDB1 and CUL4 associated factor wap (gene wap). Gene Ontology annotation, molecular function: protein binding. The transcript is spliced from 4 exons. Bases 483 to 1523 code for a protein of 346 amino acids. Lineage: Eukaryota; Metazoa; Arthropoda; Insecta; Hymenoptera; Apidae. The record is from RefSeq and is a predicted model, not a curated record.
CUGACAUUAUAGGAACUGUAAUGAAUGAAAUGAUACGUUUUAUCAAAACGUCAAUGAUACAUCUCCGAAAUAUCGUUACAGCAUAUACAUUUCAUUGAGCAAUCAUAUAUUUUGUUAAUACAAUUUUACACGUUAAUACAUGAUAAAGAUUUAGUUAUCAGAAUCAGCGUACUAUCAUCGUUAUCGUUAAAAAUGUCAGAGAUAAAUGAUCACAAUAGAAGUAAAUUGUCAAAUUUAAAAGAGCGCCAUUUUAUAUUAUCACAAAAGAUUUGGUUAACUCUGUAACUUUAUGGUAGAUUAUAAAUUAAAUAGCCGCGUUUCGUUAUUAUUUCCGAGGCAGCUCGUUUUCUGUGACGAUGUCUUUACUAUGAAAGAAUAAAGCCUGGCAAUUUUCUGACGGAUCGAGAAACCAGCCGGUCGCGUUUAGAACGCUUCAUUCGUUGAGAAUAAAUCCUUUUUAGCGAUAAAGUUAAGAGGAAACGAUGGCGCUACAUAACGUACCGCCAAAAAGAAAAGAAAUAUAUAAGUAUGAGGCGCCGUGGCCUCUGUACAGCAUUAACUGGUCUGUGAGGCCAGAUAAGAGGUUUCGUCUAGCUCUAGGCAGUUUCGUAGAGGAAUACAACAAUAAAGUACAAAUAGUUUCGUUAGACGAGGAGACAUCUGAAUUUACUGCCAAAAGCACGUUCGAUCAUCCUUAUCCAACUACAAAAAUUAUGUGGAUACCAGAUAGCAAAGGAUUAUUCCCAGAUCUAUUAGCCACAUCUGGCGACUAUCUCAGAGUUUGGCGAGCGGCCGAGCCAGAGACCCGCUUAGAAUGUGUCUUGAACAAUAAUAAGAAUUCCGAUUUCUGUGCUCCCCUCACGUCGUUCGACUGGAACGAAGUCGAUCCAAAUUUGAUUGGCACUUCAAGCAUAGACACCACGUGUACCAUUUGGGGGCUAGAAACUGGUCAGAGUAUAGGCAGGACUAAUAUGGUCAACGGUCACGUCAAAACCCAGUUGAUCGCUCACGAUAAAGAAGUGUAUGAUAUAGCAUUUAGUCGCGCGGGUGGCGGUCGCGACAUGUUCGCGUCCGUCGGCGCUGACGGUUCCGUGAGAAUGUUCGAUUUACGGCAUUUGGAACACUCGACGAUAAUCUAUGAGGAUCCGCAGCACACGCCGCUGUUGAGACUCGCGUGGAAUAAGCAAGAUCCGAAUUAUCUCGCCACAGUCGCGAUGGACGCGUGCGAAGUAAUCAUUUUAGACGUACGCGUUCCAUGCACGCCGGUCGCGAGACUCAACAACCAUAGAGCGAGCGUGAACGGUAUAGCUUGGGCGCCGCAUUCGUCCUGCCACAUUUGCACAGCAGGGGACGAUCAUCAGGCGUUAAUUUGGGACAUACAGCAAAUGCCGCGAGCCAUCGAGGAUCCGAUUCUCGCUUACACGGCCGCGGAGGGCGAGGUGAAUCAAAUUCAGUGGGGUGCCACGCAACCUGAUUGGAUCGCGAUUUGCUAUAACAAAGCGGCGGAAAUUCUUAGGGUAUAAAGGUACUAUUUUCUAUUAGCGGACCGCGGGUCUUCUCUGAUCGACACCGGUUCGUGUGUAUCGAAGUCUUUUUUACCGUGUCGUUUACUUAAACUCAUCGUGUCGUGCGUUUUAUUUCAGUAUUUGUACAGAAUUUCGCAUCUGCCAUCAGUUUCUUCACGAUUCCUUUUGUACCUGUAUAAAAUAAGCAUGUACAAAUACUAGUUAUUUUUUAAGAUACAAAACGUUUUCAAGGGACACUCGAAUCGAUGGCCGGGUGUUUCGCGAUUUAGGAAUCUAUAAACGAAAAUUUAAAUAGAUUUUAAUAUUCCGAACGAUUUGAUUAAUUUUUAACGCGUCUAAAUUAUUGGGGGAGUAUACAAGACUGGCUCACUGAAAAUAUCCAGUAUAUGUACAUGUUAACUUAACGAUAAUACAAUGUUUAAUCAUCGUGCCACUCGUAUUUUACGUACUCAUUAAUCGUAUUGGUGAUCGAAGAAGAUCAUACAAAUCUAAAACGAGCUCAUGGGAUAAUUAAGGGUGAAAUAGUAGCGUAGGAUUGAUGCAUAGAUUCUGACGAACCACGUGUAUAUUUAUAGCCCCUGACUGUAAUCGAUGUAUCUUAUUUUGUGCCGACGUGACAACGAGGUUUUGGAAAUAGGACCGAUCUAUAUUCCUGACAAUUCUUGACAAGCAACGGGGCAAUCAUUUUUUACGAAGAACAAAAUAAGAUACAUCCGUUACGCUUCGAAAUUGUAUAUAUGUUUAUAUUUACAUAUUUACUUGUUUUUGUAGAGAAAAUGUAGGGUAUAAUAGUGAUAGAUCAUAGGUUUUUCACGUAUAUGUUCGCAUUAUAUUAGUGAUAUACAUCAUCAUAUUGAAAUAUAUUCGUACUUUAGUAAAAGGAUCGUCGAGUUCUUUUAUGAAAAUGGAGAAACGUAAUAGUAGCGCUCGUGAUACUAGGUAUUAAUAAUAAUUUAUACGUCAGAACGUUUAAUUUCGAGAUUAUAAUUAAAAGUAGAGUUUUAUUAUUUGAGUCGAUGAUCUUAAGUGAUCAGUAAUAGACGCGUCGAUCGAAGAUCAUACUAUCGUGCGAGGGACGUGAUAGGAUUCGUAAUUAAUACAAUUUAGGUUUUGAAAAAAGCACGAUUUUAUACGUACAUUGAUAUUCGAUCAUUUGAUAAUUUACAAAUACGUAAUAGUAAUGAGCAGCGAGAUGCAUUAUUUACAAUAAUGAAAUGUGUAAUGGGAGACAGGACAUUAGCCAAUUAAUACAUUCAUUUUACACAAUAAUCUCUUGUUCGUUUUUCAUCAAAUAUCCGACAACUUUACGCAGAUAUAGGAUUAAACUAUUAUAGUGCUACCGCUAAUUCAAUAAAUAUCAACUCUGAUACAGA